This is a messenger RNA of Toxotes jaculatrix (banded archerfish), 2989 nucleotides long. RefSeq names its product WW domain-binding protein 11 (gene wbp11). The record is from RefSeq and is a predicted model, not a curated record. Gene Ontology annotation, biological process: mRNA cis splicing, via spliceosome. Lineage: Eukaryota; Metazoa; Chordata; Actinopteri; Toxotidae. Gene Ontology annotation, cellular component: spliceosomal complex. The transcript is spliced from 12 exons. The coding region runs from base 200 to 2407 and encodes 735 amino acids.
CGCUCUUGCUCGCGGCGGUAAACAUGGCGAACGGCUAGCGGAGUCGUUGCGUUGCAUUCAGUCCUGAAGGCUUUGGUUUUCUCUUUCAUACUCAAACAAUACAUUUUAUUUUAUUUGUGGUACCUAGAGGUGCGUGCACAAGGGGCUGUGCUCUGUGGGCUUUAUUUAAACAAAAGGGUAAAGGAAACGCACCGGCAACAUGGGGCGACGUUCAACCUCCUCCACCAAGAGUGGGAAGUUUAUGAACCCCACCGACCAGGCCAGAAAGGAGGCCAGGAAGAGGGAGUUAAAAAAGAACAAGAAGCAGAGAAUGAUGGUGAGAGCGGCGGUGCUGAAGAUGAAGGACCCCAGACAGAUAAUCAGAGACAUGGAGAAACUGGAUGAGAUGGAGUUCAACCCAGUUCAGCAGCCCCUGCUGAAUGAGAAGGUGUUGAGGGACAAGAGGAAGAAGCUGCGUGAGACAUUUGAACGCAUUGUUCGUCUGUACGAGAGAGAGAAUCCCGACACAUACAAGGAGCUACGGAAACUGGAAUUGGACUAUGAGACCAAACGGGGGCAGCUGGCUCUCUAUUUUGACUCAGUCAAGAAUGCAGAGUCAGUGGAAGUUGACAGUAUCCCUUUACCAGAUAUGCCUCAUGCCCCCUCCAACAUCCACAUCCAGGACAUCCCACUACCAGGGGCUCAGCCUCCCUCCAUACUGAAGAAGGGCUCCACUUUUGGUAAAGGGCCUCUCUCAUCAGCUUCUGGGCCAGCGUUGGCAACAGUGCCAGGUGUCCCUCGUUUACCUCCAGGGAAGAAGCCCCCUGGCCCCCCACCAGGACCCCCGCCUCCACAGGUCCUGGCACUGUAUGGCAUUCCCUCUCGACGACCUUACAGCGUCGACAUAGAGCCUUCCAUUCCUGGUUUAGAAAAGGAUUCUGCAAUGGAGAUGGGAAGAGAUCGAGAUAGUGGCAGUGACAGCGACAGAGAUCGGGAGGAUGUGGACGAAGACGACAGCGACUCUGAAGAGGACAGCGAAGAUGAGAGAGAUGACAGGGGAGAUGGUGACCAGAGAAUGAGUGUGGACAGGCAGGAUGAUGAGAGAGAAAGAGAGGAGGACAGAGACAGAAAUGAAAGGCAUGCUGGUCGCAGUGUACGUUUCGCAGAUAUGCCUCCUGAGGCACCCCGUGAAGGAAAGAGGAAGAAGAAGAGGCUGGUGAAGAAGACCAAGGCCAUUACCCCUCUGCAGGCUAUGAUGUUAAGGAUGGCAGGUCAGUCAGUUCCUGAAGAGGAGGAAGAAGAAGAGGUGGAGGAGGAAUACACAGAUGAAUCAGACAACUCGGACAUUGAGGACAGGGGACCUCCAGGGGAUAACCAGUCUCACCUCAUGGCCAAUCAGCGUCUCCCCCCUCCUGCUGGGCCAGUGGGACAGCAAGGGCCUCCACAUCUGCAAGGUCCACCAAUGGCUGGGCCUCCACCACUGGGUCCACCCCCAGCUCCUCCGAUGAGGCCUCCUGGUCCACCCUCUGGCCCGCCUCCCGGCCCACCACCCGGUGCUCCUCCAUUCUUGAGGCCUCCUGGUAUGCCUGGAGGCAUGAGGGGUCCAAUGCCUCGUCUUCUACCUCCUGGACCUCCACCAGGUCGCCCCCCUGGCCCUCCACCAGGCCCCCCUCCUGGCUUGCCUCCAGGCCCCCCACCGCGUGGACCCCCUCCCAGGCUACCACCUCCAGCACCACCAGGUAUCCCACCUCCUCCCCCAAGAGCAGGUGGGCCCCCACGUCCACUUGCCCCACCACUCUCCCUCUUCCCUCCACCUCUCAACUCCAAUGUGCUCAGUGCUCCUCCCAAUAUUGUCCAGCGGCAAAAAGGCUCAGGAUCCAGCCAGGACAGUUCACAGAGCAACUUACCACCCCCUGCCAUGCCCAUGCGAUCAGGUGUCAUGCAGAUGCCCCCUCCCCCAGGGACAGCUGCUCCCUCCACAGGCACCAAUCCAGGAAGCAACCCCCCUGGGCACCACCACGCAGCCACAAUCGAAAAGAGAGCAAACAUCACGUCUGUCGCAGCCGCAGGAGGAAGUAUGGCAGCGGGUGCCGGCUCUGGCGGGGCCACCAUCUCUGCCAAACCUCAGAUUAUCAAUCCGAAAGCAGAGGUCACCCGCUUCGUGCCCACGGCACUGAGGGUGCGUAGGGACAAGAGCGGAGCAAUGCCCGGGCCUGCUCCUGGGCCUCUGGAGAAAGCAGGGGGUGGUGUUGGAGGAAGGAGGGGAGAUGAAGGCAUCGGAGGCGGCCAGGGACAGAAACAGCAGGCAACAGCUGUCCAGAUGGGCUUGGCCAACCCAGCCCAGAUGGGUGCUGUGUCUCAGCCCAACAUGAAGACUAAGGACCAGGUGUAUGAAGCCUUUAUGAGGGAGAUGGAGGGACUCCUCUGAGGCUAAAGAGGACACUGAGGGAAAUGGUCAGUGGGGCGGUCUGAACAACUGGCGUGUAUUAGUUUUAUGUGUUUUCUCUGCGGAGUAAUAGAGGUAGUUGUCUUCAAGUCAUUCAGCUACAUCAGUUUCUCUUUAGCAAGCCAAGAAAGGCUGCUACACUCUCAACACUGGUUUCAGCAGGCUAAUCUUCAUUUGAUCUGGACUAUUAUUUGUUGUGUCUGGAAAGAAUGUGAAUUUGAUUUAUAUACACUAAAUCUGAUUAUAUGUGUAAUUAGAAGCAUUUCGAUUGUUUGCUAUUCCAUCAGCUAUUACAGCUCAUAAGAAAAACUUUGCUUUGCACUGAAAAAAAUCACAGACUACCAAGUGCUAUCUUGUGUUUCUUCUCUGGCCAAAUAUUUAUCAUAUGGCAUGACCAGAAGAGGCAUUUUUGUAACAUUGUUUUUCUGUCAAUUGUUUAUUUUAUCAGUGAUCUCCUAAACAUGUUGGACAUCCAAACAGGUGUGGGGUUGUUUGUCAACCACUGACAAAAUACAUGUUUGAAACCGUUUGACCUGCAGUUAAAUAAAUACUUCAGAAACUGUU